This is a messenger RNA of Funneliformis caledonium, 203 nucleotides long. Lineage: Eukaryota; Fungi; Glomeromycota; Glomeromycetes; Glomerales; Glomeraceae. The record is from the annotation of a GenBank genome assembly.
AUAAAAAAUCUAAACAACAAAUUGGUUCAUAUGAUGAAUUUGAGAAUAAAGAAGGAUCUCAGUCCGUUAAUGUUGAACUAGCAUUAGAUGAUGAUGGACCACUCUUUAGUGAUGACGAAAUUCUGAUUGAGUUAUUUGCGACUCCUGGUGUUGAUAUUAAUUAUGAUUUUGAUCAAGAAGAUUCUACUAUGAAUAUGAUAUGA